Strongylocentrotus purpuratus (purple sea urchin) is the source of this 3489-nucleotide messenger RNA. RefSeq lists its product as uncharacterized. The record is from RefSeq and is a predicted model, not a curated record. The transcript has 2 exons. Gene Ontology annotation, molecular function: protein binding. Bases 529 to 2175 code for a protein of 548 amino acids. NCBI's taxonomy places the organism in Eukaryota, Metazoa, Echinodermata, Echinoidea, Camarodonta, Strongylocentrotidae.
GUAAACAAUCCCUGAGUGUGUCUAUGUGUGUGUGUAUUUGCGUAUGUGUGUAUGCAGUGCAUUGUGGUACCUGCGCUGUGUGUGCACAAGAGCCGUAUUACCAGGAGAUGGUGUAGCCUGGCACCGGAUUUCAAUAGCGGUUGGUCUUUUUUCCCCCACAUUCACAUUGGUUGCUCGUACAGCGUUACGCGGAGCUUUCGGUGUCAAAAGAGAACUGCUUCAAAGAGACCAGUCAACCAACUGUCGCGUUAUAGUUAACACAUGACCAGGAUAGACUCAUGCGGUACAGUAUUAUACCAGAAUACAUCAGUGUAGGAUAUUAGAAGUGAAUUUACUAGCAUAUUGUUUCUAUUUAAAAAAAAAUAGAAAUGGAGAGAUCUAACUUACUAUGAUGAUGGCACAAUCACAACUUUGGAAGGAUUCUGAAAUCAUGAUGCUUGUUUUUAAUACUGGAAUGACCUCAGUUUCACAUAAUAAGGCAACAAGACCAAGACAGCAGUGAUACACCGUGAUGCUGAAGCCCCAAGGAUGGCCGUGGUACUCACUCUCAUAGUCCUCAAGAGCAUCAUGCUCCUCCUUGUGUUCCAUGCAUACGUUACUGAUGGGAGAACUCUCGAUACAGCGAUGCAGAGGAGAGAUGAAUGCCCCAUCCCAUGUUCUUGUUACAACCGCACCGUCAUGUGCAAUGAUAUGCACCUGAGGGAGGUGCCUUUCAACAUUCCCGCAAGUACGAAAGCAUUGUAUCUAAACGAUAACGCUAUUGACAAGUUAGAUUUUGGGCUUUUAUCGAGACUCAGUGGGUUGGAGGAGUUGCAUCUACGAGGUAAUAACCUGGAGGGAAUCAAGGAGAAAGACAUCGAGUUCCUUCCCAGGUUGCGACAUCUCGAUUUGAGAGAUAAUCCUUUAGUGUGUGAUUGCCCACUUGCCAAUGUGGUGGGAAGGAAGUUGGACGAUGCGAUGCCUUUGGAUGUCAUAUUGGGAGAUACAAAAUGUGUUACACCUAUGCAAGAUGAGAGACGAGCGAGUAAUGUGUUACGAAGACUCGACUGCAGGCAUCGCAGUAGGAGAGGCGAAAUGCAAUGUCAUCCUCAGUACUGCCUCAAUGGUGGUACUUGCAGUCUCGAUGGGCCAUACUGUGAAUGCCCAGAUUCUUUUGUGGGUCAAUACUGCGAGAGACCUUAUCCAGCCUUGCAACUUUUUCUAGACGAUAUUACUCCUAGCAGUGUGAAGGUAUCGUGGAGGUCACCACAUCACGCAGACAGGUACUAUGUCCUUUUCCAAGAACAUAGCCUUGAUGCUGAACCUAAAUAUAUCUGGACAAAAGAACAUUUCUACAUCUUUUACAGACUAUCUCCUGGGGUAUUUUACCAAGUGUGUGUUACAGGAUACAUAAGUGAUGAAGUUAAUUUAGAUGAAUGUUGCAAGGAAUUCACCACUCAGCCUCAUCCUAGCCGUCCUGAAGUCGAGCACCCGGAACCUCCACCUCCACCUCCCCCACCAGGUAACGGACCCAAAGAGAGGAAAAGUGUCAUUCAAAAAGCAGCUGUUAUUCUUGGAUCAAUCAUAGGUGUCUGUGCCUUUUUCAUCAUCUGCCUAACUCUGGUUUACAAAUUCCGCACCCUGAGAAACCCUAGGAACUGGGGUGGAAGAUCCCCUUCUCCUCCGAUAGAUGACGAAGCUGAGGCCGCAAUAGAGGCCGAAACAGAGGCCGAAACAGAGCUCUCUCAGGAUCGGGGACAUGACAACAAUGCUAGUCACGAUGUCUUUGUGGUUUCGGUUCCUGCACCGGACCAAGCAACAGCUCCACCUGAAGAUGAUCCAAUUGAACAAAUGAACAGAGUUCUGCAAGCCUUGCAACCAUCAAGUUCACGAGGGCAGCAUGAGACAGCCUCACCAAACCCUCUAGUAUUAUAUCGUUCUGAACACAGGAACAGGAACACAGCGGCGGAGGACGUCACGGCUCUGUCUCGGGACAACCCCUCAGGGACCACGCCCAUCUUCCUUGUGGCAGAUGGGAACCACUACCCCCUAGAUCCAGCUCUUUCACAAGUUUUAUGCAGUGCAAUGUCCAGAAGCAACGUUCCUAGGGAGCCCCUCCCCAAUGAACCUCCCCCGCCCUACUCGGAGAGGGCAGAGGAUGCCCAUCCCACCCAGCCUCAAUUUGAAACAGGAUAGAGGUGGAUUGUCCAUCUAAUGAUUAGUGUGAACUAAAAUUUGAUGCAUCUUUAGUUGAAACUCCAGAUGAAAACAAAUAGUACUUCUGUCACCUCAUCUGGUAAAGAUGAAAAGCAGAGUCAUGAAAGUUUCGUAAAUUUGCUUACACAUUUUGUUUCAAUUCAUUGUAAGAUUUCUAAGCAAUUAAUAGGGUCUUUAAAGAAGUUCAUCUCAAAAUACAAUUCAGUUACUAAAACUCAAUAUCAUUUUUUAGCGCAUUUUUCAUGCAGGAUUAGUGUGCAAAGAAAAGCAUCAGUAAUCAAAAAGCAGACAAUCCACACACACAAACUUACUUUAAAAAUGAAUGUAUAGAUUAUGAAAAAUGUGUACAAGUAAUUUAGAAAACAAGUUGAUUCUGUCAAUUUCCAAUUGCCUUAAGCGUUAAAUGCCUAAUAACUGUAUGCAAUUUUUCAGAACAUGUAUUGUUUACUGGUAUGUGUAUUCAAAUGAAUGCAGUUGGAAUAAUGAUAUAAUGAUACAGAGAGGGUAGAGAGCCAAUUUGAAGAAAUAAAAAAGAAUCAUAAAUCAAACAUAGACUGUGGGGGAGAAUGGCAGAAAAUAGUUAAAAAAGAGAGAAGGGGGUGGUCUCCGAUAUUUCCUCAUCUAAAUCAUUUGAAAAAUAACCAUCAAACAAAAUAAUUAAGAAAUUACAAAUAAAUUUCAGCAUUGCUAUGGUAUUGUCAAAAUUAGCAGCUUACAUUUGAACAAAAUUCAAGGUACUAGUGCCAUGAGCACGCAAAGUCUAAAAUAUGAGUGUUAUAUUCAAGAUUCAAACAUUACCAUUGUCAUAUAUUGUUAUCCAUAUCUAAUAGGGAUAUAAGAUCAAGGGAUAUGAUAUUGAGGCACAGAUGCACACUCUAUCUACGUCAUAUUCAUGUAAUGAUAUUUGAAUUCCAAUUUUUCCCUUUAUCUAAAAUAAAAUGGUUAUUUUAGUAAUGUGAAAAACAUGAUUGUCGUUUUUUGACAAAUUGAGAGAAUUCUGCAUUUUAGUUUGGUUUAUUCCAUAUAAAAUUGUAAAUCAGGGUAUAAUUUUAGAAGAAGCAAGAUACUUCACAUUGUGCAUACAUGUACUACUUAAUGCCAAAGGUUACUAUAAUUUGAUGCGAUUUCACAGGUAAGAAGAAUGUAUGUCUAACAUAUUCAUGUACAAACUGUACUAAAUGUGAAAAAUUGACUGAGAUAUUUAUAUGCUGUGAAAAUUUAUAUAUUUUACUUCAAGAAGAUUAUGGGUUGUGUCGAUUGGCAUGUUAAAUUAAAGAAACAAAUCAAACGCAA